AUGGGAGGCUUUCCUCUCCUCUUUCAACUUCGUCAUUAUGCACACUCCGGGAAAGCUCAAUCCGGCGGAUCCGGCGUUUCAGGGCCUGUUAUUGGAAUCGAUCUUGGUACCACUAACUCUUGUGUCUCAGUCAUGGAAGGCAAAACCCCAAGAGUGAUUGAAAACGCUGAGGGUGGUCGAACAACACCUUCUGUUGUUGCUUUCACAAAGGAAGGCGAGAAACUUGUUGGUAUUCCUGCAAAACGUCAAGCUUUGGUAAACUACGAAAAUACUUUCUUUGCUACAAAACGUCUUCUGGGCCGGAAAUUCACGGACGCCGAAGUUCAAAAAGACAUCAACCAGGUGCCUUAUAAAAUUGUCAAACAUUCCAAUGGUGAUGCCUGGCUUGAGGCUCGUGGUCUGAAGUACAGUCCAAGUCAGAUCGGUGGUUACGUAGUCCAGAAGAUGAAGGAGACUGCUGAGGGUUACCUGACAAAGGAGGUCAAACACGCAGUUAUCACCGUCCCAGCUUACUUCAACGACGCCCAACGACAAGCCACUAAAGAUGCUGGUGCCAUUGCCAAGCUUGAAGUUUUACGAGUCAUCAACGAACCCACAGCUGCUGCCUUGGCCUACGGUCUUGAUCGAGAUGAGUCUCGUCAAAUUGCUGUUUACGAUUUGGGAGGUGGUACCUUUGAUGUCUCAAUUCUCGAGAUGCAAAAGGGUGUAUUCGAGGUCAAAUCAACAAACGGAGACACCCAUCUCGGUGGUGAAGAUUUCGAUAUUGCUCUUGUUGACCACAUCAUUUCCGAGUUCAAGAAGGACACUGGUAUUGAUCUAAGCAAGGAUCGAAUGGCCAUCCAACGAAUUCGAGAGGCCGCCGAGAAAGCCAAGAUUGAACUAUCAUCUACCGCUCAGACCGAUAUCAACCUACCCUUCAUCACUGCUGACGCAACCGGACCCAAACACAUUGACAUUAAGCUUGGUCGUGCCAAGUUUGAGGCCUUGGUUUCAAACUUAGUAUCAAAGACUGUCGACCCUUGUAAAAAGGCCAUUGCCGACGCCGGUAUCAAGAAGGAAGAGAUUGAUGAUGUCCUACUAGUUGGUGGUAUGACUCGAAUGCCUCGUGUGAUCGAAACUGUCAAGUCGCUCUUUGGUCGUGAACCCAGCAAAGGUGUCAACCCUGAUGAAGCUGUUGCAGUCGGAGCUUCAAUCCAAGCCGGUGUCUUAUCUGGAUCCGUCACCGAUGUUCUCUUGCUCGAUGUCACCCCUCUAUCUCUCGGUAUCGAGACCCUUGGCGGUGUUUUCACACGACUGAUCAACCGAAACACCACUAUCCCUACUAAGAAGUCGUCUGUCUUCUCCACUGCUGCUGAUGGACAGACUGCCGUUGACAUCAAGGUCUUCCAAGGUGAACGAGAACUUGUACGAGACAACAAACUACUUGGCAACUUCCAAUUGGUCGGUAUCCCACCUGCACCCAAGGGAAUUCCUCAAAUCGAAGUCACCUUUGACAUCAAUGCCGAUGGUAUCGUUGAUGUUUCUGCUAAAGACAAAGCCACCAACAAGGAGCAAUCCAUUGUAAUUGCUGCAUCAUCUGGAUUAUCUGACAAGGAAAUUGAGCGAAUGAUGACUGAAGCCGAACAACAUGCGGAAUCCGACAAAGAACGUCGAUCGGUGAUCGAAUCUGCCAACCAAGCUGACAGUGUCUGUGCCGAUACCGAUAAGGCUUUGAAGGAGUUUGGUGACAAGGUUCCAGCAGAGGAGAAGGAGGAAGUUAGCAAGCUUGUUGCCGAAUUACGUGAUUUGGCUGUCAAAGCUCAAAGUGGAGAUGAGUCAAUCAAGGCUGACCAGAUUAAGGAUGCUAUUGGAAAGACCCAACAAAAGAGUCUAGGUCUCUUUGCCAAGGUAAGUCAACGUUUUAUGUGA
This is a messenger RNA of Melampsora larici-populina 98AG31, 1908 nucleotides long. RefSeq lists its product as uncharacterized. The coding region runs from base 1 to 1908 and encodes 635 amino acids. The transcript has 6 exons. Gene Ontology annotation, cellular component: cytoplasm; mitochondrion. Gene Ontology annotation, biological process: cellular response to unfolded protein; protein refolding. Gene Ontology annotation, molecular function: ATP-dependent protein folding chaperone; misfolded protein binding; heat shock protein binding. The record is from RefSeq and is a predicted model, not a curated record. NCBI's taxonomy places the organism in Eukaryota, Fungi, Basidiomycota, Pucciniomycetes, Pucciniales, Melampsoraceae.